Lingula anatina is the source of this 1107-nucleotide messenger RNA. RefSeq names its product NADH dehydrogenase [ubiquinone] 1 alpha subcomplex subunit 8. Gene Ontology annotation, biological process: mitochondrial electron transport, NADH to ubiquinone. Gene Ontology annotation, cellular component: respiratory chain complex I. Lineage: Eukaryota; Metazoa; Brachiopoda; Lingulata; Lingulida; Lingulidae. The record is from RefSeq and is a predicted model, not a curated record.
GAACAGCAACCAUCUUGUUCGUUGCGGCUGUAAGUGUUCGUCUACUUUGGUAGCUGGCUUGAUUUUCCAUCUUGGAAAUAUGGCCGCACACGGUGAUGAAUAUCUUCCAACGUGGGAAGAAGUGACAGUUCCAGAAUUGAAGGUGACAUCAAUAGCACUUCGGGCGAUAGCCACUCAAAUGGGAAAAUACUGCGAUGAACCGUCUAAAGAAUUUAUGUUAUGUCGUACGGAAACAGGAGAUCCCCGAAAAUGCCUUAAGGCAGGUCGUGAUGUGACUAGGUGUGGGCACGAAUUCCUCAUCAAAGUGAAAGAACGUUGUGCCAACCAGUUUCAGGAAUACACCGACUGUUUAGACUAUGUCCCUCAUAGGCAACUUAAGUUUUCCUUUUUCGGUUGUAAAAAAUUGAUGAAAGCAUUUGACCAGUGUAUAUUAGAGAACUUCAAUCAGACGGCCCCAGAAGUUGGAUACUUUUCUCGGGUACGAGUUCAAUCUACCAGCCAACCUAGACCUGACCCUCUACAAGGGCAGCCUAAACCAUCAGAAGAAAUCAGACUAGAGCCAGGGGAGUAAUCCAAGACAUUCAACAAAAUGGAUUUUAACUAGUUUAAAGCCCUAAUACUAAAGUUCAACAUUUUAAAACUCUGUCACAAGUUAGAUUUUCAUAAGGCAUCCUACAGGUUCAGUGGAUCUCCGGGAUAAUUUGUCUGGGGUACGAAGAUGACCUACCGGUUGAUCGUAAAGGCUGUCUGAGGCAGCCCUGCUGUGUGUUACUGAAAGGAUUUUUUUAUGCUGCAUGUAUAAGGAUACAGAUUGCCCACAGUUAUGUUGAAACUACACAAAAUUCAUUGAAGACUAUUUAUUUUUUUUCGAGUUUGGAGAUUGGCCACAGCAUUUUGUGUGAUAGCAUGUCACUGUCUCUGUCACACAGAGGGAAGUUCUUGGUCUCCUGUGACGCAGAAAAGAAACUCACGUUUUCCAGGUUUUGUUGCAGUCAGAAAUCAGAACACUGAACAUAUUGUGGUGCAACUUUGGAGUGAACUAAUUUUCAUCUGGAGAAAUUGUCGUUGAUGAUUUUUCAUUGUUAGAAUAAUAAAUGGUCAAGUGUG